CGGCACUCGACUCACAAGCCGAGUCGUGAAUAAUUACUCAUAGUUGACUUGGCGCUGGCGAGUGGCCGUCGAAUUGGGUUGGGGCACGGCGACCGGGGAUCGGGCACUGUGUCGAAGCUGAGCCGCGGCUGCCGGUGGCGCAACUUGACCCUCGUGAGGACCACCUCUUGCCCCGUCCGUCCUAGUUGCGUCCCAGUCUGAGGGACAUGACGCAAUUCCCCGGCAGAAGACUUGCUUUCUACCCAGACCAUCAAACGUCGCGCACCUCCGCACCACGAUCGUAGAGCAUAGGUCCACACGCCAUCCCGAUUAGACAUGAACCUUACCCGAGUGAUUUUCACGACUGCCCAGUUGAUGGUGCUGCUCUUGGGCGGCGUCAUGUGCGGGAUCGACUCGGUGGUGUUCAAGCUGCGGGACGCCAUCGCCGGCUCGAACGAUUACCACAAGAAGCAGAAGUGGGAGUUCGACCCCAACGUGGCCGCUCGGCGGCGCCCCGAGUUCGAGGCGCUCCACGGCCACCACUCCGAGAUCCUCAUCGAGAAGUUCGGGCUCGGCAAGGACGGGCGCAUGGAGCAGCGCCGACAGGAGCAGGCCAUCCGGGACAUCGGCGUCCCCAUCACCAGUUUCACCGGAAUCACCACCGGCUGACCUCACUUCCGCCCCGCUAGAGAGCGCUCGCGCAUCCCUUCGUCCCGCUUCGCGACAACGUCACUCGCUCCGCGUAGCAAUCACACUUCUAGCACCUGCGCCUCCCAGUUGAUUAUUAUAACUUGAUAGACAAUGGGAUGAACCAGGUGGCGACAGAGCGAUCUUAUUGGUGGAGACGGGUGGUUGAAAUGGACAAAGGAGGUAAGUGAUAACCUAACGAAUGGCAACCCACGAGACAUCCUAUAGUUGGAAUACAUUUUGCAAUUCAGAGCUAUACUUUCUGGCACGUCUGCAAAAACGCAUUUGUGCAUAAGGAAACUAAUCGCACAUACGCUGUUUCUAAACUGAGCCAGAAAUUAUAGUUCCGAAUUGCAAAAUGCAGUGCAAAUGUAGCCCAGUUAGUCCAUCAUUUUCAACUGUAGUC
Bemisia tabaci is the source of this 1072-nucleotide messenger RNA. RefSeq lists its product as uncharacterized. The record is from RefSeq and is a predicted model, not a curated record. Lineage: Eukaryota; Metazoa; Arthropoda; Insecta; Hemiptera; Aleyrodidae.